Messenger RNA from Trichoderma breve, 3072 nucleotides. Its product is annotated as protein kinase domain-containing protein. Gene Ontology annotation, molecular function: ATP binding; protein kinase activity. NCBI's taxonomy places the organism in Eukaryota, Fungi, Ascomycota, Sordariomycetes, Hypocreales, Hypocreaceae. Bases 1 to 3072 code for a protein of 1023 amino acids. The transcript has 6 exons. The record is from RefSeq and is a predicted model, not a curated record. Gene Ontology annotation, biological process: protein phosphorylation.
AUGUCCUUUUCCAACGGUGGCGGUGGCACCUUGGCUUUGCCCUCGCCCACUCACGUUCAUCAUAUGGACCCAGCCUCUGUUCGCAACCUUCGACGGUCAAUGUCACGAUCCCCCACCAAGCUUUUCACACGAGCAAGAACAAACUCUCAAGGUUCAAACAACACGCGACAUGGUUCACUGUCUCCGACUCCGCCAGCUGUCGACUCGUCGUUCCUCGCCAGCGCCCCGCACCUAUCGCCUGUGCAGACACCCCUUCGGCCAGGCGUUAAGCUCUCGCUCCGAUCCGCCAAAAGCACAAAAACGGCGCCUGCUUCGCGCAUCACCCGAACACGAGCGUCCCCAAAGAGCCCGUUGAAACGCGCCUUGAGCGCCACUCCCGACUCUGGAAACUCUACUUCCUCACGCUCGCCGCCAUCUUCUCCUAGACCUAGAUUUGCAGGACAGGAAAACAACAAUAACAACAACAUCAACAUCAACAAUACACCCAGCCGCUCUACACUGCGCAAAAUCUUCGACAGAUCGACUCGGCAAAGUGUGCAAUUUGAUCUUACGGAAGCCUCUCAAUUCUCAUUUCUAAAAGCGUUGGAUUCAACGAGCGACUCUCCCAUGAUUCCGACAACAGGUGCUUUGAAGCGCAGCGACGCAACGAUGAACUUGGAUCAGUCAACCAAAGGCAGCCCCGUGGCCAAGCGACGACACUUGCAUGGCAUUACGAGCUCUGCGCAGACGGAUGAUCUCAACAUAUUUGGCUCAAGCGCAUCGCCGCCUGGAGCCUUUGAUAUACAUGAAGAUUCAUUUCCUGAGUACGAGCUGUCGGGCAUGGCGGGACCUGCCUUUCACCGUGAUCACCUAGCAUCUCCUUCUCCCGCAUCAAACAUUCCGAAACGAUCUUCAUCUCUCCGGAGAUCAACGCUGCAGCAGCGCUACGGCGAAAAGACUUCUUGGGGGAAGCAGUCUGGUGAGCGACAGCUUUCGCAGCCUGGCAGUGAAUUUUCAACGCCUGUUAGACGCCGGCCGCGACUUUCUACUGACUCUUUUGUGCCCCCAACAGCGGCUCGCGAGAAUCCCUUUGCGCCCAGCGCGACUGUCUCCAAAGCUGAAAGCAAAGAUCACCAGCCCCACCCGCUUUCCAAGACCCUGACCACUUCCACAUCUGGCAACAGUUUGACUGAAGAGCAAUCACUCUAUGCGCCUGCAAAGGUCGCCCACAAACCGCAUCCCUUUUCAAGGUCUCUCCCCCCUGGAACGCCAAACCAAUCUCACCAGCUCUGGAUCGGCGCAUUCAGCUCCACUGGCCUUAUUUCCAAAGUGAACCGAAAUCCUGAGGAGGAGGCCGACAAGAAAAUGGCGCCGCCUGAUACGCCGUGCAAAAAACACACCAACCCGUUCGCGACCUUUCCGCCGCCCUCUAGUUCUGGAAAGAAGAGAGCAAGCUAUCGCAAAUCGUUUGGCGGUGUCCCCUCUACCCCGUUUAACCCUGUCCUGGGUCGUGCCCCUGAUACCGUUGGCAACCCUUCAAAAGGCCUGUCAAUCUUCCAACGCGGUGGUGCUCUGGCCGCCCGCCGUGGAAGCAUCCUUAGCGUCGAUGGUGACGACCGGAAACUGUUUGGUGAUGGUGCCGACCUUGCAACCUCGACCGAAGGCGAUGCCUCUCCCACUCCCACUCCCACCAAAAACCUUCUAACGCCAAGCUUCAGUGGUCUGAGCAGCCUUAGUGAAAGUUCUCAGGAAAGCCCAAGUGCCAACCGAUCGUUUUUGUCCUCAACAGUCAAGGCAACACCCCCACGACCACGAGAUCUCAGCUCGAGCCCUGCCGAUGGACGACGCACUCCUCAGACCCCCCUGGAAACCUUUCUGCCAAUAGAUGCCAGCCGCUUAUCCAUCUCCCGAGCUGGGGACGGACGGAGAGAAACCAGCAUGCCACCACCGGUCACACCAACCACGAGCCGAGACUUCCGAUCGUCUAUGAGCAUCUUCGUCACGCCAGUCAACGGUCGUACCAGUAACGUGGAUGUCGAUGCCAGCCUGCACUCCAAGUUUGACAAGGUUGAGCAGAUUGGCAAGGGCGAGUUUUCUACCGUAUACAGGAAUUCCGUCAAGAGCCAAGUCUUUGCCGUCAAAAAGAGCAAACAUCCGUACCAUGGCCCCAAAGACAGGGACGUAAAGCUGCGCGAAGCUCGCAUUCUACAGGCUUUAUCACAUGCUGAACAUGUUGUGCAAUAUAUCGACGAUUGGGAGCAUAACUUUCACCUUUACAUCCAGACAGAGUUUUGCGAAGAGGGAACCCUGGAUAAAUUUUUGGCCAACAUCGGACAAGUUGGUCGUUUGGAUGAUUUCCGCAUCUACAAGAUCUUGCAGGAUCUUUGCUUGGGAUUGAAAGAGAUUCACGAAGCCGGAUUUAUGCAUCUAGAUAUGAAACCGGCAAAUAUUCUCAUUACCUUUGAGGGAGUCCUCAAGAUUGGCGACUUUGGAUUGGCCCAGGCUGUUUCUGAAGACGUCCGGGUAGAUAUUGAAGGAGAUCGCGAGUACAUGGCCCCGGAAAUGUUGGAAGGCAAAGCCGAUCAGUCUGCCGAUAUCUUUUCCCUUGGUCUCAUGACUUUGGAAACGGCGGCCAAUGUGAUGCUUCCCGACAACGGGCCUACAUGGGUUGCUCUCAGAUCUGGCGAUCUCUCUGAAGUACCCAGCCUCACUUGGACGCCAUCGAGCGAUGUCCAGCGGGAUGCUCUUGGUAACCCUGCCGACUCUGCGUCGAGCGAUGAUGUCCACACUGAGAGAACACGGAGCUCUGGCAACCUGUUUGGCUCUUUUAAGCGAUCGGAACUUCAGCAGCCUCCCGACUUUAUGGUUGAGGCCUUCCACCCCAGCUCCCUUGAUUCCAUUGUUCGGUGGAUGACACAGCAGGAGCCUGAAGAACGGCCACGCAUCGAAGAAGUCUUGGCAUUGGAAGGUAUGCAGUGGGUGGCAGAGCACCGCAAUGCGCCCGCCAUUGUCUACGAGGGAAACUGGGGCCCCUCGGAGCUGUUUCCCGUCUCCAUCGUCCACGACAGCGACCUCGAAAUGACAGAUGCCUGA